AAAAAUAUAAAAUCUUGUCUUAAAAUGAAUAGCAAUCAAGACUUAAAAGAAGUGUGUGUUGAAUAAAUCUAAGAAUGUGAAACCUAACAGAAACACUUAGAUGAACCACAUUACAGAGAUGAUGAUGAUCAAUAAGGAGAUCAAUACUCUGAAGAAGAAGAAUAAGUUCCUAUCUACUCACCUUAUCAACUCUCUUUAUAUAAGAAACCAGCUCCUCGAACUUUAGAGGAAUUUCAUUUAGACGAGGAUCCAAAAAAGAAGGUUUGCAUUGAAGAAUGCUCAACCACAGAGUAAUCACAAGACCAUCAUGCUAUGGGUGACUUAGAAAUACUAGCAGAAAUGCUAUAAAAAGAAAAUUAGAAAAAAUUCUCAUAUCCAAAAAAUCUUCCAAUUCCAACUAAUGUAGAUGAACAUUUCUCUAAACUUAAGAAUGCAGAUUUCAUCCAUCCCAAAGAGAUGCAGAAGAACUUUAUUUUGAAUCCUAUGUUUAAAUCUGAAUGA
Paramecium tetraurelia is the source of this 501-nucleotide messenger RNA. RefSeq lists its product as uncharacterized. The record is from RefSeq and is a predicted model, not a curated record. The transcript has 2 exons. Lineage: Eukaryota; Ciliophora; Oligohymenophorea; Peniculida; Parameciidae.